Molecule: messenger RNA, 1134 nt
Organism: Leguminivora glycinivorella
Lineage: Eukaryota; Metazoa; Arthropoda; Insecta; Lepidoptera; Tortricidae
Gene: beta4GalT7
Product: beta-1,4-galactosyltransferase 7
Exons: 3
Coding region: 109-1011 (300 amino acids)
Biological process (GO): carbohydrate metabolic process; proteoglycan biosynthetic process
Molecular function (GO): xylosylprotein 4-beta-galactosyltransferase activity
Source: RefSeq, a predicted model, not a curated record
UUGAUUUUAUCUUGUAAUAUUUUUAAAUGAAAUAGUUGCUAGUUUCUCGUAAUUAUGCUUCGUAGCUUUUAAUUUCAUCUGCUAGUCAAUAUACAAUAUUACUACUUAAUGGGUUAUCGUAUGUGCGGCUUAAAAUGUCUCUUUACGUGUUUGGGACUAACCUGUAUCGUUGGUUGCUAUUUAGCCAUUCUUCCUAUAGAAAACGAGAAGCUGCCAUCACCUAAACUGAUUCAGAAACAUAGCUCAAAACUGUCUCAAAAACAGCGAUUAGCAGUAAUAGUGCCGUUCAGAGAUCGAUUUGAAGAGCUCCUAGAAUUCGUCCCGCACAUGCACGAUUUUUUAAACAGGCAAGGGAUCCUGUUCCACAUAUUUGUGAUCCAGCAGAAAGAUAAUAACCGUUUCAACCGAGCAUCCUUGAUCAAUGUAGGUUUUCUACAUACAAAGAAGGAUUAUGACUAUAUAGCGAUGCACGACGUGGAUUUAUUGCCAAUGAAUGAUAAUUUGAAGUAUACAUAUCCAGCUGCCAACCCCGUUCACAUAUCAUCACCGCAGACGCAUCCUAACUACCACUAUGCAACGUUCAUCGGAGGGAUUCUGCUGAUAAGGCGGGAGCAGUUUGAGCUCGUGCACGGCAUGUCCAACAACUACUGGGGCUGGGGGCUGGAGGACGACGAGUUCUAUCUGCGGCUGAAAGAUGCCGGGCUGCAGGUACAGAGGCCUGCAGGGAUCACCACUGGGCCUGAAGACACAUUCAAACACAUCCACGACAAGACCUACCGGCGGCGCGACCACCGCAAGUGCUUCAACCAGCGCGAGGUGACGCGGCGGCGCGACCGCGAGACCGGCCUGCGCGACGUCGCGUACCGAGUGCACAGCGAGCACGCGCUCACUGUCGACGGGCUGGAGGCUACCGUGGUGACUGUGGAGUUGGUGUGCGAUGAGAAGAAGACGCCGUGGUGCCAGUGUCCGAGUACCGUUGUUAAGAAGCCAGAGGCUAAGGCAAAGAGUUAAAAUUGAGAGCAACAAACAUAGUUUCUAGUGAAUUUUUCAUAGGUCAAAUUUCGUUGUCUGCUCUGUUUUUAGGGUUCCGUAGUCACUAGGAACCCUUAUAGUUUCGCCAUGUCUGUCUGUCCU